Messenger RNA from Mytilinidion resinicola, 753 nucleotides. RefSeq lists its product as uncharacterized. The transcript has a single exon. The record is from RefSeq and is a predicted model, not a curated record. The coding region runs from base 1 to 753 and encodes 250 amino acids. Lineage: Eukaryota; Fungi; Ascomycota; Dothideomycetes; Mytilinidiales; Mytilinidiaceae.
AUGGAACCCGCUUCCAACAGCUCUGCUCAUUCUACGCUAUCAGUCAUGUGGGAGCACAUCUGCAAAUACGCGUUCCUUUGUACCCGAAACGACUCGCGUCUCCUACCUGAUCUCACCCAACCUGACGCUACCAAAUGCCCCUACUUCGGUCUCAGCAGCACUAGCAGGACCAUGGUCAUCUCUUCUGAGCUCCUCCUCAUUACAGUUCUUUUUAUAUGGGUGCUCCUUGAAGCCUGGAACGAGGCUCAAGCUCCGCCUGACGAUCCGCUCACGAACGUUGAGGAGCCCACAGCAUACCCCGUCGCACGAGCUACGAGCAACUUCUCUGAGCAAAUGAACUGGUACAUGGACAUCAUGGGAGUCGCAGUUGCUAUCUUUAUGCGACUCGGAAUGGCGAGGAUUGGCCUCGGGCUGCGCGAGAAGUCAGCGGAAGAGAUCAAGGCGGACAGAGAGAAGAAUGAAGAGUUGCGUGAACUUCUGAAGGCGGCCAAGGAGAAGAACAAGGAGCUGCGUAGGUGUGUGAGGGAAGUUCCCAAGGAGGACGACUCCGCUAAUGGUAAUGGCGAGAGCGAUAUGCCGGAGUCGGAGUUUGACAACACCAACAACGGCUCUGGUGAUCGUGCCGAGAACGAUGUUUCGAAGCUGGUCGAGGAGAGCGAUGGUUCUGGCGACGAUAGCGAAGACGAUAUGCCGGAGUUGCUUGAGGGGGUCAGAGAGGAAGAGGAGAGCAAUCUUCCAGAGUUCAUUGAUUAA